Molecule: messenger RNA, 2793 nt
Organism: Oryza brachyantha (malo sina)
Lineage: Eukaryota; Viridiplantae; Streptophyta; Magnoliopsida; Poales; Poaceae
Product: oligopeptide transporter 7-like
Exons: 6
Coding region: 198-2501 (767 amino acids)
Biological process (GO): transmembrane transport
Molecular function (GO): oligopeptide transmembrane transporter activity
Source: RefSeq, a predicted model, not a curated record
GAUACAUUUGUCUAUGUAACUAUGUUGUGCAAGGAAGUGAAGUAGUAGUAGUAGCAAGAACCUUUGACAAAUCAAAAGAGGAGGCGCACAACCACGGCACAGCAGUGCAGACUGCACUGCACUGCACCGCCCCGCCAUGGCAGCCUCCUCCCACCAAGAAGAGCUGGAGGAAGAAGAAGAAGCAGAGGAGGAGCGCUAUGGCGACCGGAUCACGUCUCCGCUCCGUACGCAAUCUUCCCGCUCGUGGAUGCAUAAGGGCGUCGCUGAUUUUGCUGACGCGUGUGUGUCUGCAUCCAGUACGGCCGUCGACGUCGCGCGGCUCGCCGGAGCACGGAGGAGAGGUGGUGGAGAACUCGCCGAUCGAGCAGGUGGCGCUGACGGUGCCGGUCGGCGACGAGCCGGGGACGCCGGUGCUGACGUUCCGGAUGUGGGUGCUGGGCGUCGUGUCCUGCGCCGUGCUGUCGUUCCUCAACCAGUUCUUCUGGUACCGCAAGGAGCCGCUCACCAUCACCGCCAUCUCGGCGCAGAUCGCCGUCGUGCCGCUCGGCCGCCUCAUGGCGGCGGCGCUGCCGGAGCGCGCCUUCUUCCGCGGCCGGCCGUGGGAGUUCACGCUCAACCCGGGCCCCUUCAACGUGAAGGAGCACGUGCUCAUCACCAUCUUCGCCAACUCCGGCGCCGGCACGGUGUACGCCAUCCACGUCAUCACCGCCGUCCGCGUGUUCUACGGCAAGCCCAUCUCCUUAUUCGUCUCCCUCCUCGUCGUCCUCACCACCCAGGUGCUUGGGUUCGGGUGGGCGGGAAUAUUCCGGCGGUAUCUGGUGGAGCCGGCGGCGAUGUGGUGGCCCUCCAACCUCGUGCAGGUCUCCCUCUUCAGAGCGCUUCAUGAGAAGGAAGCACGGAAGAAAGGUGGCAUGACGCGCAACCAGUUCUUCCUGGUGGCAUUCAUCUGCAGCUUCGCAUACUACAUCUUUCCAGGCUACCUAUUCCAGAUGCUCACCUCAGUCUCCUGGAUCUGCUGGGUCUUUCCCCAUUCUGUUCUUGCGCACCAGCUCGGUUCUGGUCUCAGGGGCCUUGGCAUUGCUGCAAUUGGUCUCGACUGGUCCACUGUCUCCUCCUACCUUGGGAGCCCUCUUGCUAGCCCAUGGUUUGCCACCGUAAAUGUUGGUGCUGGCUUCUUCAUCAUCAUGUACAUAAUCACACCAAUUAUAUACUGGUUUAACUUCUACAAGGCACAGAAUUUUCCUAUAUUUUCUGAUGGUCUCUUCACCUCAACUGGCCAAAAGUAUAAUAUCUCAAGCAUCGUGGAUUCCCAGUUCCAAUUUGACGCAGUGGCCUAUGAGAAGAAUGGUCCAUUGUACAUCAGCACUUUCUUUGUUGUCACAUAUGGUGUCGGUUUCGCCACCCUUACUGCAACAAUUGUCCAUGUUCUCCUCUUCCAUGGAAGUGAAAUUUGGCAAUUAAGUAAAUCAGCUUUUAAUGAAAGAAGGAUGGAUGUGCACACAAAACUUAUGAGGAGAUAUAAACAGGUACCAGAAUGGUGGUUCGUCUGCAUCCUUAUCUCUAGCAUCGUAAUGUCCAUAUUUGCUUGUGCAUACAACAUUGAGAUGCUCCAAUUGCCGUGGUGGGGGUUUUUGCUUGCAUGCACCGUUGCCUUUUUCUUCACCCUGCCAAUAGGGAUAAUUAAAGCAACAACUAACCAGACUCCAGCCCUGAAUGUCAUCACAGAGUACAUAAUUGGGUAUCUGUAUCCUGGACGACCAGUGGCAAAUAUGUGCUUCAAGGUAUAUGGGUACAUCAGCAUGAAACAAGCCCUGGCAUUUCUGGAAGAUUUUAAGCUGGGUCACUACAUGAAGAUUCCACCUAGGACAAUGUUUAUGGCUCAGGUGGUGGGAACUUCGAUUGCAGCAUUUGUACACAUUGGAACAGCAUGGUGGAUGAUGGAGACAGUCCCCAACAUCUGCAACACUGAGCUCCUCUCAUCAGAUAGCCCCUGGACCUGCCCGGGUGAUCAUGUGUUCUAUGAUGCCUCAGUCAUAUGGGGACUUAUUGGUCCACGCAGGAUAUUCGGGGACUUGGGCACUUACUCAGCUGUAAAUUGGUUCUUUCUGGGUGGAGCUAUUGCCCCUCUACUUAUCUGGUUUACACACAAAUCAUUCCCAAGCCAGAGUUGGAUAUUGCUCAUCAACAUACCAGUAUUGAUUGGUUCCACUGUGCAGAUGCCGCCUGCUACUGCCGUCAACUACACAACUUGGAUAUUGUUUGGGUUCUUGUCAGGUUAUGUGGUCUAUAGAUAUCGCCGUGAUUGGUGGGAGAGACAUAAUUAUCUGCUUUCAGGUGCCCUGGAUGCUGGUUUGGCAUUUAUGGCUGUGCUUAUUUACUUUUGUCUAGGCUUGGAGAACAUUAGUCUGAACUGGUGGGGCAAUGACUUGGAUGGAUGCCCUCUGGCUUCAUGCCCUACUGCUAAAGGUGUAGUUGUUGAUGGAUGCCCAGUCUAUACUUGAGGAUUUCCUUGUGCAGUUUGUGCAUGGCAGUCCUGCGGAGAAUUUGGACAGUCUUAAGGAGCAUGUAGGUGUCAAUGUAAAUAUCAUUGUUUUUUCUCCAAACCAUGUAAAAAUGAGAAAUUGGUGUUGUGCUAUACCUUCAAUUUUCAGAAAAUUUGCAGUGGCAGUUUAGUUUGGUCACGCCGAUUGUUAUGCAACUUCGGAAAAUGAAAUGAUUCAUACUCGCAUGGUACAUUGCAGUGUAAUAAAAAAGAGGCACAGAACUUCACAUGAGCAAUUUCUCACUGGCUAU